AUGAAAGAAGGUGAAGCAGGUGCAUUAUUAGAGUAUUUUGAGAAGAGAAUUGAAGAUCCAUCUUUCUUUUUUCCGGUGCAGUUAGAUGUUGAUGAUAUGAUCACAAAUAUCUUUUGGACAAAUUCGAAGAUGAUCAUGGACUAUAAAAUUUCUGAAGAUAUGCUCUCGUUUGAUAUUAGUUAUCAAACAAAUAAGGAAUAUGGGCCACUUGCUAGCUUUGUGGGAUGGAAUAACCAUAGAAAAAUGUUCAUCAUCAAGUUCACAUUUAAGCACACUCUAAGAGUGGAAGAGGAGCUCAACAAGCUCAAAACAUUGGAAACAGCAGUUGGUGCAACUACUGAGACAAUUUGCUAUAGCCUACUUGGUUUGGAGGAAUUAUACAAGUACAUAGAUGAUCUCAACUUGCCAAUAACCUUUCAAGCCCUCUCUCCCUGUAAACAUGAGAAAUUGGUCGAAGAUUUAUUGGACAAGUCGGUGAGGCCACUCGAUGUUUGUGGCACCACAAAGGAACUUGUCUCCCAGUGUAAAGAAAAC
Molecule: messenger RNA, 534 nt
Organism: Nicotiana tabacum (common tobacco)
Lineage: Eukaryota; Viridiplantae; Streptophyta; Magnoliopsida; Solanales; Solanaceae
Source: RefSeq, a predicted model, not a curated record